GUGUCGUCAUUCUCAUAUCCCUUCCCCACAAUGACAAAAGUCUAGUUCUGCCACAUAUUUAUGUAAUUUAAAUACUUAUUUUUAAUUAUUAUAUCAAAAUGUAUUGAGUUGGGGCUGCAGAGCCCAAGGCGCCAUUUACACAAGAACCGCCACUGAUUCGGUUUUAUUGUUUGUACUUUCAAAGACCUGUUAUGGUGUCAACAGUUAUUAUCGUAAUCACUAUCAAUAAUAUGCAGAUCAUUCAAAGGUAUCUGUCCUUUUAAACUUGACGUACGGACGUUCCAGUUCACUUCUACGUCACGCCACGUACGUUCCAAAGCUGACGUAGCGGAGCGUGCUGAGGUCCUGAUAAAUCCUUCAUGAACAGCGAUGCUGUUGAGGCUUUCCGUCACUGGAGGCGUCAUUUCCCCGCUUUCGCUUCGCCUCUGGUGGGUGGUGGGCUGAGCUCCAGCCACACCCUCUUGUUGUUGUUGUCCCGGGAGAUCCACUGCUGGUUCCGCGGCUCCAGGCGUCUCCCUCUCCCCGGCAGCUGGCCCCGCCGGCCGCGUGCAUGCAGCAGAAUGGCUCGAGCGGCUCCAUCGGCUCUGACGGCGGCAGGGAGCGGCAGGCUCUGUCCUUCAGCCCGCUGCCCGCCGCUACUACACGGGUGAGGCGGUUCAUUCAGGAGCGACAGAGGACGCUGCCGCUGCCCAAAGUGAUGGUGGUAUUCUCGGCCGCUGGCGACGCGGACAAACCGAGCGAUGCCAUGUCCAGCUCGGACCCAACGGAGGAGGGCGACGGCGUCCGGAAGCCGCCGGCCUCCCCCUCCCCGAAGCACCGCGCAACGAGCAAGCCGCUUCGCGCCGCGCUGACCACCCCGGAGCCGCAGGAGUUUCCGGAGGUGAUCUCCCUGAACGUGGGGGGGACGCUCUUCACCACGCGCCUGUCCACGCUGCGGCGCUACGACGACACCAUGCUGGCCGCCAUGUUCAGCGGCCGCCAUUACAUUCCGCGGGACGCCGAGGGCCGCUACUUCAUCGACCGGGACGGCGCUUACUUUGGGGACAUCCUGAAUUUCCUGCGGGAAGGCGAGCUGCCGCAGCGGGACCGGGUCCGGUCCGUCCACCGGGAGGCGCAGUACUACGCCAUCGGGCCGCUGCUGGACCGCCUGGAGGACACGCAGCCUCUGACCGGGGAGAAGGUCAGGCAGGCCUUCCUCGACCUGCUGCCCUACUACAGAGACAAUCUGGAGCGCAUCGUGGAGAUCGCCAAGCUGCGGGCGAUGCAGAAGAAGGCGCGCUUCGCCAAGCUGAAGGUGUGCGUCUACAAGGAGGAGAUGCCCAUCACGCCGUACGAGCGGCCGCUCUUCAACUCGCUGCGCUUCGAGCGCGCCGACGGCGACGCCAAGCUGUUCGAGCACCACUGCGACGUGGACGUGUCGUUCGGGCCGUGGGAGGCCGUGGCCGACGUCUACGACCUGCUGCACUGCAUCGUCAGCGACCUGGCGCAGCGCGGCAUCGCCGCAGAGCAGCAGUGCAUCGGCGUCUGCGACAAGCACCUCAUCAACCACUAUUACUGCAAGAGGCCCAUCUACGAGUUCAAGAUCACCUGGUGGUGAAAGGCGGCGCGGACCGGAACCGGAACCAGAACACGGCUUUUAACUCUGUUUUCUAAUCAAACUGAAAGGAUUUUACAAUGUGACCCUUUAAAUCUGCUUCCUGUGGUUUAAACGCAGCGCCUUCAUCAUGAACGCAUCAGAAACAUUUAGACGGUGUUGGGCCAGACGGUGGCGCUUCUUAAUAAAAUGAUUAGCAGAUUAAAACCAUAAUAAAGUCGGAAAAUGACCAGAAAAGUUUUUUAAUCUUGGAUCAGCAGCAACGUUCUGCUACCAACGAUAAUCUGAUGCGGAUAUUUCAUCUCUGUAAACCAAAACAUCUCAACAUUCCUCAUUUAAAUGUUCUUCAUUUUUAGGGUUAGAAAACGGCUUCAUUCCAAUAAUAAUUUGACUUUAUUGUCAUUUUCUGGUAUUUUACGAUUUUAUUCUGGCAUCUGGCUCCAACACUCCGUUUCACACAAACCCAAACAUUUCAAUGUUUUCAGUUCAUCUCUGGAUCUGUUUCUGUUCAGUCGGGUCCAAAUUACUACAGAUGACAUGAAACCCAAACCAAGUUAACUCCAGUUAAACAUCUGGUGGUAUCGUAGAUCCUCCUGCAUGAGCGGAACCAGGCGGUUCUGCUGGAACCAGACGUGGAACCAGGCGGUUCUGCUGGAACCAGGCGGUUCUGCUGGAACCAGACGUGGAACCAGACGGUUCUGCUGGAACCGAAACAGGAGAUGUAUCUGAUGAUCCUGCCAACACCCAGCCAGGAAUCUUUUCUCCUGGAGGAAACUUUAAUUUGACAGCAUCUGUUUCCAUUCAGGCCCAAACUGCAGCUCGUUUUUACCCAACAAACCGACCAGCUAUGCAAAUGCAGCAGAAUUAAACUGAUGUUUGUGUUGACGAUGGCGGAUCCGUAGUUUUCACGUUUCGUGAAGCCACAUCGCCUUCGGUCCGUUUUUCAGCAGUUAUUUUCCGUCGGCAUCAGAUUCGUUGGUUUCCGUUUGGAGGGGUAACCAUGGAAACGUGCAGCCGUCUGAUUGGACGCUCCACCAGGAAGCCAGACGCUUCCUGUACUGAUCAAUGGAUGGAAUGAAGCGGGAUCGAUAACGAUCCAUCGGCAGCUUUGUGUUCUGAUCACAGCUAAUAAUCGCGUUGCUGUAGUGACGUGAUAUUUUCCUCUAGGCUGUGUGUCAGGUGAACUGAGAUAUAUUUUCUUUACGCGUCGCUGAAGGAGCGUCGGGAAAGGUCAAGGUUCAGCAGAGGUCAAGGUUCAGCAGAGGUCAAGGUUCAGCAGAGGUCAAGGUUCAGCAGAGGUCAAGGUUCAGCAGAGGUCGGCGUGUUUUUGUUUCAUGGGUCACUAAAAUAAGGAGAUUCUCUGUUUUAAGGGAUUACAUUGCUGGACAUUUGGCAGCGGUGAAUUUUGCAGCCACUGUAGAAGUUUAUUAGAAAAUAGCGCCACCUUCAGGGAGAAUUUUAGACUUUUUAGCAUUUGUCAUUUCCAUCACUUGAGUCCUGCUGUACUUGACUGAGCACCAUGUGAUUGUAACAGAAACGUCAUCGUGUUAAAAUGAGAAUCACCUCAUCAGAUCUGAUUAAUUUGCCAUAACGCUGAAGAUCCACAUCCUGUCCCUGAAACAUGACUAAUCUUUAUGACUUCCAGUGUUUUUAAUGUUUUUAUAUCGCGGUUUGUUUGUUUUAGCUUCUAGGAAGCUCCAGAUCUCUAGUUGUCUUUUAUUUGUCUGUAUUUAAUAAAUGAAAACAUAAUUUUUAUGUUGUGGUAAAAUAAAACUGUUAAACUGCAA
Molecule: messenger RNA, 3381 nt
Organism: Poecilia reticulata (guppy)
Lineage: Eukaryota; Metazoa; Chordata; Actinopteri; Cyprinodontiformes; Poeciliidae
Gene: kctd7
Product: potassium channel tetramerization domain containing 7
Biological process (GO): membrane hyperpolarization; protein homooligomerization; positive regulation of transporter activity
Cellular component (GO): plasma membrane
Molecular function (GO): protein binding
Source: RefSeq, a predicted model, not a curated record